Trifolium pratense (red clover) is the source of this 1486-nucleotide messenger RNA. RefSeq lists its product as uncharacterized. The coding region runs from base 189 to 1163 and encodes 324 amino acids. The record is from RefSeq and is a predicted model, not a curated record. The transcript has a single exon. NCBI's taxonomy places the organism in Eukaryota, Viridiplantae, Streptophyta, Magnoliopsida, Fabales, Fabaceae.
UAGUUUAUUUUAGUUGGCCUAUCCAUUUCUUAAAGACAUCAUCCCUUUUAAACUCUCCAACCUACCCUUCCAAAAAAAUCAAGAACAAUUCCAAAAGAAAAAAGUCUUCAUAUUUUUUGUGAGAAUUGAUAAGCUUCUCAAUUCAUCACCCUCUCUAGUUGAAGCAAAAACAAAAAACACCAAUUCCAAUGGAAGUCUCAUACAAAAUUCUUAGAAGAUCAAUUCAUAGUUUUCUUCAAAACUAUCAAUAUUUCACCACAACAAUAUCAUUUCUAGCUUUUCCAUUCUCAGCUUCAAUACUUGUUUCACAAGCAUUAGUACCUUUUUCUUCAUCUCUCUUCCCUCAAAUAUACAAUCACCUAAAGAAUCUCUUUGAUGCUGCAGGUUUUCCAUCUUCAUCACAAUUGUUUACUAUUCUCAACCUUAAAGUUUCUCAAACAAUCACUUCAUCAAUCUUCACCCUUCCUUUUACUCUCACCUUUUUCCUCAUUACAAAAGCAUUCAUAAUUCAAGCUUUGAAUAAAACCAAAGAAAAUUUGCAACCUUCAUGUUAUAAUUACAAAUCAAUCCUUCACACUUAUGUGUACAAUACUUUCUUUAUUCUCUCUGCGAAUGCAUCAACUUUUUGCUUCCUUUUUCUUGCAUUUAGUUUCUCUGAAGGGCUAGGAAACUCUUCGCCGAGUUUCACCCUUUUUUUGUCAGCUGUAGCCGCGGUUUUUUUCUCUGUGAUCCUCGCGAACGCGCUCGUGAUAUGCAACAUGGCACUUACGCUAACUGGUAUGGAGGGACAUGGGGGUUACAUGGCGAUUUUGAAAGCAUGUGUUGUUCUAAGGGGAAGGACAUCAGUGGCUUUGCUCUUGGCAUUACCUGUUAAUAUAGGUUUGGCCGCCAUUGAAGCCUUGUUUCAAUUUCGGGUCGUAAGAGGUUAUUACAUUGGUGAGAAGUCAUGGUUUUCCAUAGCUUUGGAGGGUAUUUUCAUUGCUUAUUUGUACUCAAUUUUCAUCAUCAUUGACACUAUUGUGAGUUUCAUGUUUUACAAAAACUGCAAAACAAGAGGAUCAUUACUUGAUAAAGAAGACAACCAUUUUUUGAGGAUUGAGAUCAUAGAGGAGGACAAUUAUUAUGGUUACUUGAGAGUCAAGAAUUUUCAAGAACUGCCUUGAGCAAAUAUGAUGACACAUUUUGUUGUUAUUAAAUCAAGGCUUUUUCUAUUCUUAUGUUUCUCAAAAGAGAAAGAGCUACAAGUUAUUUUAGCAGUUAUUUUAAAGAUUCAUUCGUGUUUGUUAAUCGAACCAAACCGAGCAACUUUUGAAGGUGUAAAGGUUUAUAUCUCAGCUAUGUGCAAGAACAAGAAGCUGGAGAUUAGUUCAUCAUCACAUUUUUAAUGUUUUUCUUUUACAUUCUUUAAAUCUGUCUUCUUUUUAUUUCAUCAUUUGUAAAUUGAUCAGUAAUCUUAUAGUGUGAAUAAUACAAAGGAUUCUGCUUA